GUGGUGCAGACAGCCGUUAGCUCGCUCGCGAUAUUGCUUGAAAUUAUUUCUCAUACCACUACGUCGUGCUAGUGAACGUCUUGACGACCGUAAAGACGACGAAGUUUAACGGUGCUAACUAUGACGACGACAUUGAUUCUCACCACGUUUCAAGUAUUAAUAACAAAAAUUUACUCAACAUAAACUUACUUCUGACGCCGUUGAGUCCCCGGUUUUCUUCUCAUGGGUAUAUCCUUCAACCGUGAACAUCCGUACUUUGAUGAUGCAUGUAGUGCUAGUGUAUCUGUGGUGUUUUAACAACUGAUAACUGAGCAAAUAUCGUUUCCAUCUUCUCAAGUAUUUUACCAGUCACCUGAAAAAUUUAAGUGUAUUACAAGAUCAUAAUUCUAUACACAUAAUUUAAUCUCAAAUACUUUUAUUAUUUUUUUCUGAUUUGUUCAUCUGUCGUCUGCAAUGGUUUACUCCACCCUGGAGCCUUGUGGUGAAUGAAUAGCCUAGUGCAUCUGGAAUAUCGCAAUUGCGAACAGGACAAAGUGAGUACGUUACAAAAAGGUCUAUCAAAUUUCCACAACGCGUCACGCGGGAGUAGUGGGUCUAUGGGGGGCUCCGCCACAUCAGCGGACCCCCUGUUGCAAUUCAAGCCAUCACGGGGUAAAUUGUUGGAACGAAUCUUCUGGUGUCCAGAGACGUACUCCUGGAACACUAACUUCUACACCGAAUUCAACAACUACAAUCCUUGGGGCCAAACAAAUGAAGAGUCCCUCCGGUAUCAUGAGGCAAUCCAGCCUCACUAAGCUUGGAUCCAUGAUUAAUACUGCUGUCAACAAGAGAACUGGUAAUGGUGACAUACAGUGGUGUUUCUCUCAAGUGAAGGGAACUCUAGAAGAUGAUGUCACUGAUGCUGAUAUAAUCUCUUGUGUGGAAUUUAAUCAUGAUGGCGAUCUCCUUGCGACAGGAGACAAAGGCGGGCGAGUUGUUAUUUUUCAACGAGAUCCCAUUAGUAAAAAUAGUAUACCACGAAGAGGAGAGUACAACGUGUAUAGCACAUUUCAAAGUCAUGAGCCGGAAUUUGAUUACCUUAAGUCACUGGAAAUCGAGGAGAAAAUAAAUAAAAUUAGAUGGUUAAAACGCAAAAAUCCAGCGCAUUUUUUACUGUCAACAAAUGACAAAACAAUCAAACUUUGGAAAGUUAGUGAACGAGAUAAAAGGGUGGAAGGAUAUAAUACAAAGGAGGAAAGUGGAGCAAUACGUGAUCCUGCUUGUAUCACUGCCUUGAGGGUACCAACUAUUAAACCAAUGGAACUAAUGGUCGAAGCUUCACCAAGAAGAAUAUUCGCUAAUGCACAUACAUACCAUAUAAACAGUAUAAGUGUCAACAGUGAUCAAGAGACGUACCUUAGUGCUGAUGAUCUUAGAAUUAAUCUAUGGCAUCUUGAGAUUACCGAUCAGAGUUUUAACAUAGUAGACAUUAAGCCAGCCAAUAUGGAGGAGCUUACGGAGGUCAUAACAGCGGCAGAAUUUCAUCCUGUUGAGUGUAAUCUAUUGGUUUACAGUAGUAGCAAGGGAACCAUAAGAUUAUGUGAUAUGAGAUCAGCUGCUUUAUGCGAUCGUCAUAGUAAGCUUUUUGAAGAACCAGAAGAUCCAACAAAUAGAAGCUUUUUUUCUGAAAUUAUUUCUAGUAUAAGCGAUAUCAAGUUAAGCAAUUCCGGCCGUUAUAUGAUCAGCAGAGACUACCUCAGUGUCAAAGUGUGGGAUCUUCACAUGGAGACGAAACCUAUAGAGUGUUAUCCUGUACAUGAAUAUUUGAGAUCAAAGUUGUGCUCACUUUAUGAAAAUGACUGCAUUUUUGACAAAUUUGAAUGCUGCUGGAGUGGUAAUGAUUCGGCAAUAAUGACAGGCUCUUACAAUAACUUCUUCCGUGUUUUUGACCGAACAACAAAGCGUGAUUUAACGCUAGAGGCAGCGCGUGACAUAGCUAAACCAAAAACGCUCUUGAAGCCACGCAAAGUAUGUACAGGAGGUAAACGAAAGAAGGAUGAAAUAAGUGUCGAUUGUUUAGACUUUAAUAAAAAAAUAUUGCACACUGCAUGGCACCCAUCGGAAAAUGUAGUUGCAGUUGCAGCUACAAAUAAUCUCUUCCUAUUUCAAGACAAACUCUAGCACAUUUGUGUGCAGAUUAUUCAACGCUAUAUACUAACGUGAAUUUUGAGUACGGCCUUAAAUUAAGGCGUGCGAAUAUGUCCGGCUGUUCGUGGAAAGACGAUAGUCACAAUCGACUGAUUCGAGAGGGAGUACAUGUAACAUCCAUAGAAGUACACGUGCACAGCUUGUAUAGAAGUAAAAAUCACAGACAGAUAUGCAAAUGCAUGUAAAACAAAAAUGGAAAGCUAAAAAGAGAAACGUAUCACACUUGAUCGUGUCGUUAAAUUAUGUGCAUCAUCGGAAAUACUAAGAAAUCAAAAUAAAAAUAUAAGUGAAUACAAUUGGAUUUGAUAGUGUGCGUGCGCUAACGUCGAAGUUAUGAUGCCCCAAGUCUUGAAGUUAAGUAUUCAUUGAUUUUCUUUUAGCCUUACCUAUUGAAAUUCAGUGAAUAAACCGGGAACCGCCGUAUAUACGUCUAGCCACGACGUGAUAGCUAAUUAAUUUAAUCUUUCAUCAUACGUAAUAUAUAAUUUUUUAUUAUAUUCUCCUCAUUCAUUAAGUAUCACCAUUCAUUUACACCACACCAAGGGCAUUUUACGACGCUCAGUUGUCGAAAACUUACUGUCUUCUAAGAAGUUAACGAUUAAUCUAUUAGUGAAUCAUCAACUUUCUAUUGUCAUCAAAUAGUCAACAUAAAGAUCAAUUGUAAAAUUAAAUUUUAUACUUUCUAGGCCUAAAUCUCUACUUUUAUUUUAUUUUUUUAUUAUCAAUCAAUUGAUACAUCAUCCAUAAUCGAAUAUGGCCAAUGAACAGUGUGUGUGGUGUUUUCUCUGUAAUUUACAAAAAACAAAGUUACUGAAGGUAAUAAUGCAAGAGUAUUAAUUUAAUUGAAAGAAAAGAAAUUAUUUUCUAAAACGAAAGUUUAAAAAAAAAUGUAAUACAUUGUAAAAAAGUUAUUUUAAACAGCAUAAUGAAUUUUCCAUACAUUUUGUCUUAAUCUUAUACUGUAUGUUGUUCUAAAAAAAAAUCAAUAUGUAAAUUAAGUUCUUUAUUUUAUUUUUUACUGGAUCAUGGCGUAGCAAACUAUUUUGAUACCUGCAUUAUCUCAGCAAUAACUAUCGAUUUUCAAACACCAAGUGACUUACGAGCUGAGUUAUAACAUAGUAUAAAUACAAAAAUCAUAGAAAACGAAUAAAUAGGACAGAAUCAAUUUAUUUCAUCGAAAAGUUGUCUACUUUAAGCGUGAGCUGUAAUUUUCUAUCGCAAGAACAAUACAUAUAUAUAUAAUAUAUAUUAUAAAUACAUCUAUCGAUAAUAAUGCAUAUUCAUCACCUACAUAACUUUGUAAAACUCUUUUCCAUGAUCUGGUUAACAAUGCACUCAAUGAAUUUUUGAUCAAUCUUUCUCACUCCAUGAUCUAAUCAUGUAUGAAUUCGUGUGUAAAGUGUAAACGUAUGAGUGAUAUAACAGAGUAUAAUUGAUGAAAUUAAAUAAUGAGAGAUUGAAGAUUAGUCCGUUUGCUUUUGAAAUUAAUUAACAUGAAUAUAAUACAAUGACAAAUCCGCUAGCAAUAUCGAGGCGGAAGGUAAGUUUAACUAAAAAAGCAAAAUAAAUGAGCUUUCGUUCUCUCGAUUAAUUCAUGUACCUGUAGCUGAUCGAAGUGAGCCAGUUAAUGUUCAGUGGAGCAUCUAUUGUUUGUUUUGUCUGAUAGUCGAGAAAGCUAGAGCGAAAUAGAUACAGAGAGUGUGAGAUGAGAAUGAAAAGGGGAAAGCCAUGAUAUCGGCUUUUAACGGGGUCAGGUUAUCGGUUUUGUUCGAUUUUCUUACGGUUGGAUGAACAAGAAAGCGGAACUUCAUUAUCUCAUAUUUGGCUCAGAGAGCCUGCACCAUUGUGAUAUACAUAAUACAUGUUAUACAAUUAUACAUUAGAUUGAACAAAUCCUAACAGUAUUUUUUCUUAGAACACAAAACACACAUACGAUUCACGCCGUAAGUUAGACGAUUAUUAUGUUAACACAUUGCAUUGAUUAAAUACAGUGUAAAUGUGCUAUUGUAAUAGUUUAAAUGGUAAGAUAAUUUGUUGCACCAGUGCAAGACGCAGGGGCAUGAUAAAAAGACACUAAUUUGUACAAGGCUUUGUAAUAAAAUAAUGAUGGAGCGAA
Molecule: messenger RNA, 4303 nt
Organism: Chelonus insularis
Lineage: Eukaryota; Metazoa; Arthropoda; Insecta; Hymenoptera; Braconidae
Gene: tws
Product: protein phosphatase 2 regulatory subunit tws
Exons: 8
Coding region: 751-2160 (469 amino acids)
Cellular component (GO): cytosol; protein phosphatase type 2A complex
Molecular function (GO): protein phosphatase regulator activity; protein binding
Source: RefSeq, a predicted model, not a curated record